AUGGCGGAUACAAUUUCAUUCUACGAUAUUGGCGGAUACCGUGAAAAUGUUCGACGUUAUAAGGAUGGUAUCGAACAACUCACUGAUAUCCAAACAAUGAUGAAGGAGAGGAUAGAUAUUGAAACAAAUUACAACAAAUGCUUGCAAAUUUAUUACGAUAAAUGGUCCGAUCAUGUUGGUGGUUUAGCAAAAUCAGCGAUACAGGUAGUUUGGAAAGAUAUUCUAGAGGAAAGCAUGGAAUUACAACGCUUGCAUGCAAAUGUUCGAGAUCGCAUAUGUGAUGAGAUUCUGAAAACAGUUGCACUUUAUCUAAAAGAGAAUCAUCAUCCAUCGCCAUUUCGGGCAUCGAAAGAAACGCGUGAAGUUGAAGAUGAUUUUGAGAGGGCACAACGAUCCUGGCGACGUCAAUUCGAAAAAGUUGAAAAAGCCAAAAAAGCAUAUCAUGCAGCAGCAAGAUCAGAAAGAUCAGCCCAAAUACAGAUGAAGAAUGCAUGUGGCGAUGCAGCACUCUCACCUGAUAUGCAGUCGAGAUAUCAUGAUCGUUAUCAGAAAUGUCAAGAUGAGCUAGCAAAAUCUGAAAAAAUUUAUCGUUCUACAUUGGACGAUUUGUAUCUUUUGAAGAAGAACUACGUGUCACAUAUGAAUGAUGUUUUCGAAGCAUGUCAAAUGAAAGAACUGAAACGUCUGAAGUUUACUUUUGAGAUGCUUUCCAAUUUGCAAAAAGUUUGCUCCGACUUAGCAUCUGCCACAAAGUUAAAUCACUUGCAUCGUAAUUUGGAAAAGAAGCUUGGGACGGAUAAUACUCGUUUCAAUGACGACUUGGAAAAUUGGUCCAAAAAGUAUGGCCCUCAGUCUGAAACCAAAUGGCCAGUUUUUGAGCCAUUCAUACCGUCGUUGAAUUCUAUCACAUCCCGGAAAAAGAAAAAGGAUGGCGAAGUUGUUCUUAUGAAACAAACAUUCAAAGAUGUUGAUGGUCAUGAUAAUUCAGUCUAUUCUGCUCCGAAUUUAGUCUCGCAAAAUGCUCAUUUAACGACACCAAAUUCUGUGCGUACUAAAAUAUCCAUUAAUGAUGUUGGAGAAGCCAUUGUGGACCAUGCUAAUGGAAUAUUAUCAAAAAAUAAAACGGAAUCAAUCAUCACACAGAAUUGCAAGGAACCAUCUUCAUCAGUAUCGGCGCAUCCACAUACCGAUCAGUCUCCAGUGAUUAUUGUUGAUGUGGAUAAUGCCGGCAAUAAUCCUGGUGGAUCUUCACCUAUGGAGGAUGUUAAGCCUUAUACAGCAAAAGUACUUCAUGAUUAUGAUGCUCAAGACCAUGAUGAAUUAUCGCUUAAGAAAGGUGAAAAUAUCACUGUGCUUAGUGGUCCGGACCACUUGAAUUGGAGUUUGGGGAUGAAGAAUGAACGAACCGGUUUCUUUCCAGCUUCAUUCGUGCAAAAGCUCUAA
This is a messenger RNA of Acanthocheilonema viteae, 1443 nucleotides long. Lineage: Eukaryota; Metazoa; Nematoda; Chromadorea; Rhabditida; Onchocercidae. The record is from the annotation of a GenBank genome assembly.